UAUAGAAACUCUCAAUUCCAUUACUGUCCGCUUCGCUUUCUUUCAUAAAUAAUCUCCACUUUCUGAAAAACCCUCCGCACUCCUCACCGAAACGAUUCCUCUCUCUCUCUCUCUCUCUCUUCUCACUUGCAUUUUCCGGCGACUGGUUUCACCUGCCGUGUUGGGAGGAUAAGCUUUGUGAAUGUGAACAUAUUUGGAGAAGAGUAGUUAUCUGGAGGAAGUCUUCUUUUUGUUUUGGCAACCAUGGUUAUAGGCUUAAAGGCGAAGAAUCACAGAGGUCCUACUGUUCAGAUUGAUUAUCUAGUCCAUAUUCUCGAGAUUAAGCCUUGGCCGCCGUCACAGUCACUUAAGUCGCUGCGUUCCGUGUUGAUUCAGUGGGAGAAUGGAGACCGUAGUUCUGGUUCGACCAAUGCUGUUGUCCCGUCGAUUGGUUCGGUUGUCGGUGAGGGAAGAAUUGAGUUCAAUGAGUCUUUUAAGUUACCUGUGACUUUGCUGAGGGAUGUGGCUGUAAAAGGUGGUGUAAAAGGAGGUGGUGAAGGUGAUGCAUUUCUGAAGAAUUGCUUGGAGUUAAACUUGUAUGAGCCUCGGAGGGAUAAGACUGCGAAAGGACAGUUGUUGGCGACUGCGAUUAUAGAUUUAGCUGAUUAUGGUGUUGUGAAAGAGUGCAUAAGUGUAAGUGCUCCGAUGAACAGUAAGAGGAGCUUUAAGAACACAGAUAAACCGAUUUUGUAUAUGAAAAUUCAGCCGUUUAAGAAGGGUCGUGCCAGCUCCUCGUCUAGGGAAAGCUUGUCAAGAGGGGUAUCACUGGACAAGGCGGGUGGUGAGUCUGUUUCGGCAAUGAUGGAUGAAGAGUAUGGUGAUGAAGCGGAAGUUGCGUCUUUCACAGACGACGAUGUUUCCUCCCACUCAUCUCAGACGGUAUCUUCUUCUCUAGAAACAAAUCGUGGGCUGUCUCCUCCGAAAGAUGAGAAUGGACAAGACAAAGUGCCUCAUAAUGCAAAGCAUUCCUUUGCCUCAAACCUAGGCGCUGAAAAAUCAAGAACAAUACCUCAGAGUGCACCACAAGAAUAUCUGAAGGGAAGUUCAUCAUGCUCAUCAUCAGUUGACUUGUCUUCUGACCCUGGUAGCCCUGUAAAUGGUCAUGCUUCUGUAGCUUACUCUCACAGCUCUAGUUCGGCGACACUCAUAAAAACUGGUGGUUCCCAGAUUGUCUCUUCUUCUUCCUCAUCAUCAUUGAAUGAAAAUGCAGAGGAGUCCAACACCAGCAUGAGAAGCAAUGGCCAUGCACAUGCCCAGGAGGUAAACGAUAAGGUUGUCAACGGCAGAAGUAAAGUUACUGCUGAUAUUCAACAGAGUAGCAAGGAUGAUGAGAAAGCUCAGGAAAUUGGCAGAGAUUCCGUGGUGGCUGCUGGUGGUGGUGAUAUUUACGAUAGUUCUAUGGAGGACAAAGACGGACAGAAACAAGAAGAAAAUGGUGAUGAAAGACAAAAUUGUGAUGAGGAGAACCAUUCUAGGGAAGGUGAAUCAUACAUUGCAGGUCAUGCUAAUGGGAAACAUGUUCCACUAGGAAUGAAUGGAGUUAUUGUAAGCAAUGAGAAAUUAAAGCCUGUCAAGUCUGUUAGGUCAGUUGCUGACUUAAGUAAGAAUACAUUAUCUAGGAAUGAUCAGCAUGUAGAGGUAAAGGAUGGUGUUCAGGGAGAUACGCAGAAGAGUGCAGAUGUUGCAGGAAACCUCAGAGUUAAGGAAAGGAAAGAGGCUAAGGUGUAUCCCAAGGAUACAAGAAGUGUCAUUUUAGAAAGCAAGGUUAAUCAGUUGGAGCACAGAAUAAAGAUGCUUGAGGGAGAGCUAAGAGAAGCUGCAGCUGUCGAGUCUGCUCUUUAUUCAGUAGUUGCUGAGCAUGGAAGUUCCAUGAGUAAGGUCCAUGCUCCAGCUCGGCGCCUUUCUAGGUUGUAUCUUCAUGCUUGUGGAGAAACUUCACGUUCUAGGAGAGCCAGUGCAGCUAGAAGUGUUGUUUCAGGACUAGUUUUGGUUGCAAAAGCAUGUGGGAAUGAUGUUCCAAGGCUAACAUUUUGGCUCUCAAACUCGAUUGUCUUGAGAACAAUUAUAAGCCAGGCAACUGGGGACCCUGAACUUCCCAAGUCUGCCAGGUCUUCUAUUGACAGAAAUGGUGCUGAAAAAGUUAAACAUAAGGCUUCAUCUCCAUUAAAAUGGGAGGCUCCAUCCUCUGGGAAAAAACAAGGGAUGAAACUAUUGAACGGAAGUUUUGGUGACUGGGAGAACCCAAAUUCGUUUACGUCCACACUGGAGAAGAUUGAAUCAUGGAUCUUCUCCCGAAUAGUUGAAUCUAUCUGGUGGCAGACUUUGACACCACAUAUGCAGUCGGUUGCUGCAAAGGCAAUUGAUGAAAAUAUUGGUUCAGUGUCACGAAAGAAUUAUAGAAGGACAUCUAGUUCAGUUGAUCAAGAGCAAAGUGACUUUUCAUUAGACCUUUGGAAGAAGGCUUUCAGGGAUGCUUGUGAAAGACUUUGUCCAGUAAGAGCUGGUGGACAUGAAUGUGGCUGCUUGCCUUUGUUGUCUAGAUUGGUCAUGGAGCAAUCGGUGGCUAGAUUAGAUGUGGCAAUGUUCAAUGCCAUUCUCCGUGAAUCUCCUGACGAGAUCCCCAGUGACCCUGUGUCCGAUCCCAUCAGUGAUUUGAAGGUUCUUCCAAUUCCAGCUGGGAAAUCUAGUUUUGGGGCAGGUGCACAGCUGAAGAGUGCGAUUGGGAACUGGUCCAGAUGGCUAACUGACCUAUUUGGUAUCGAUGAUGAUGACUCAUUUGAAGACGUAAAUGGACAUGGUGAUAAUGAUGAGAGACUUGAUACAUCCUUCAAGUCCUUUCAUCUGCUUAAUGCAUUGAGUGAUCUCAUGAUGCUUCCAAAGGACAUGCUCUUAAGCAAAUCCAUCAGAAAAGAGGUAUGCCCUACAUUUGCUGCACCACUGAUCAAAAGGAUUCUUGACAACUUUGUCCCUGACGAAUUUUGCACUGACCCAAUUCCAGACAUUGUGCUUGAAACCCUGGAGUCUGAGGACACUCUUGAGAUUGGGGAGGAGGCUCUCACAAACGUCCCAUGCACUGGACCUGUUACAGUCUAUUUGCCACCCUCAACAGCUUUGGUUGCAAGUAUAAUUGGAGAUGCUGGAGGCCAAUCACAGCUGAGAAGAAGCGGGUCUUCAGUGGUCAGGAAAUCUCACACCAGUGAUGAUGAGCUUGAUGAACUGAAUUCUCCCCUGGCCUCAAUCUUCAUAGGUUCUUCCGGGUCUUCACCAGUUGCAUCAAAGCCUAACUGGGUUCCGAAGGGAAACAUCAAUCAAAAUGCUGUCAGAUAUGAACUCCUUCGGGAUGUUUGGAUGAAUAGCGAGUAGGUAGUGAGUAGUGACAAAAGGAAAUCAGAGUACUAUAGAUAAAUAAUUUGUUUCUCUGUUCCCUUUUGGAGUUGUAAAUCUACGCUCCGUUUUUGGCUGGUCACUAUUCUGAUGUUGAUGUACAAAAAAGGUAGAAAUUCUUGUAGCAUAUCCAGAUGUUUGAAAUAUUUUAUAAUGGAGUGCC
Messenger RNA from Rosa rugosa (rugosa rose), 3586 nucleotides. RefSeq lists its product as uncharacterized. The coding region runs from base 244 to 3402 and encodes 1052 amino acids. The transcript is spliced from 9 exons. Lineage: Eukaryota; Viridiplantae; Streptophyta; Magnoliopsida; Rosales; Rosaceae. Gene Ontology annotation, cellular component: nuclear pore. The record is from RefSeq and is a predicted model, not a curated record.